AUGGGCAAGAAGAAGUUCAGUGGGCUGGAACUCACCUUGAUUGUCCUUCUCUGCCUGGUGACAGCCAUAACCUGUGUCUUCAUUGGGCUUUUAGCAUCAGGAAUAUCUGGAGUCAAAACAGUAGUGUUUUCGCCGACAUGUCCGACAAAACCAAUAGCAGAGAGAAUUGACUGCAUCCCGGAUCAAAUAGCAACAAAGAGCAUCUGCAACCUGCGUGGCUGCUGCUGGAGCCCCCAGAACGAUACCAGUGUGCCCUGGUGUUUUUUCCCUUCAAACUCCGGGUACGAAGUGGAUGGGUCAGUAAGAUCAACUCAGACAGGAUUCGAGGCUACUUUAAAGAGGCUGCCAUCGCCUUCCCUCUUUGGAAAUGAUAUCGACACCGUCCUCCUCACGGGAGAGUAUCAGACACCAAAUCGCUUCAGGUUCAAGAUCACUGAUCCUGCAAGACAAAGAUUUGAAGUCCCUCACGAACGCGUGGGAUCUUUCAGUGGACCCGCAGCCUCCAAUUUAAACUACAAAGUGGAGGUGAAGCAGAAUCCCUUUGGCAUCAUAGUGACCAGAGUGAGCAGUGGGAAAGUGGUGUUUGAUACUACCAUAGGACCACUGCAGUAUGCCGAGCAGUUUUUACAGCUGUCAAUCAAACUCCCCAGCAACAACAUCUAUGGCGUGGGAGAGCACACGCACAAGGAGUACCGGCACGACGUCAACUGGAAAACCUGGCCAUUGUUCACCAGGGAUAUUGGUACCUCUGGAGAAAUGUACAAUUUUUACGGAGUUCAAACCUUCUUCCUGUGUUUGGAAGACAGCAGUGGAGCCUCCUUGGGUGUUUUCCUAAUGAACAGCAAUGCCAUGGAGUUUGCGGUGCAGCCCACUCCAGCAGUGACCUACAGAACCAUUGGUGGGAUCCUUGACUUCUAUGUCUUAUUGGGGAACACUCCAGAAGAAGUAGUCCAGGAGUACCUGCAGUGCGUGGGACUGCCGGUGCUUCCUGCCUACUGGAGCCUGGGCUUCCAGCUCAGCCGCUGGAAUUACGGCUCUCUGGAUGAGGUGAAGGAAGUCGUGGAGAGGAACAGGGCGAUUGGACUCCCUUGUGAUGCUCAAAUCACUGAUGUUGACUAUAUGGAGGAUAAGAAAGAUUUUACUUAUGACAAAGUGAAUUUUCAAGAUCUCCCUAAUUUUGCAGCUUAUCUGCAUCAGUAUGGACAAAAAUAUAUUAUCAUAUUGGAUCCUGCUAUUAGCACACAGAAACUAGCUGAUGGUCCGUAUGGAAGCUAUGACAGAGGACAGAGCAAAAAAAUCUGGGUUAAUGAAUCAGAUGGAGUAACACCAUUAAUUGGGGAGGUGUGGCCAGGGGAGGCUGUGUACCCGGACUUCACCAACCCAGACUGCACUAGCUGGUGGGUGGAAGAAUGCAAAAUAUUUUAUGACACAGUGCCGUAUGAUGGAAUCUGGAUUGAUAUGAAUGAAGUAUCCAAUUUCAUUAGAGGCUCAAUAAAAGGUUGCGCACAGAAUGACUUAAAUUAUCCUCCUUUCACUCCCUGUAUUCUUGAUAGGCUACUGUUUGCCAAGACGAUUUGUAUGGAUGCUGUGCAGAAGUGGGGGCUGCAGUAUGAUGUCCACAGUCUUUACGGAUAUUCCAUGGCCAUAUCAACACGAAAAGCCAUUGAAUCACUGUUUCCUGGAAAACGAAGCUUCCUUUUUUCGAGGUCUACGUUCAUUGGAUCAGGGAAUUACACCGCACACUGGCUGGGAGAUAACGCAGCAAUAUGGGAUCACCUGAAAUGGUCAAUACCUGGAAUGCUGGACUUCAACCUCUUCGGAAUUCCUCAUGUUGGGGCAGAUAUUUGUGGUUUCUUUGACAACACCACAGAGGAACUUUGCACACGAUGGAUGCAAUUAGGAGCAUUUUACCCAUUUGCCAGGAAUCACAAUGCUGAAGGAUACAUAUCUCAGGAUCCGGCUGCGUUUGGAGCUGAUUCAGUCUUGGUGCAAACCUCCAAGAACUACUUAAACAUUCGCUACACGUUGUUACCCUACCUGUACACACUUUUUUUUAAAGCUCAUACUCAAGGAAGCACAGUUGCACGGCCAGUUUUGCACGAGUUCUACUCUGAUGAAGCAACGUGGUUUGUCCAUAAGCAGUUCCUGUGGGGUCCUGGCCUGCUUAUUUCUCCUGUACUUGACCCGGGUGUGGACCAAAUUCAAGCAUAUAUUCCUGAUGCAGUGUGGUACGAGUAUGAAACGGGAGCAAAAAUCUCAGCAAGAAAGGAAUGGACCACUCUGUACCUGCCAGCCGACAAAAUGGGACUCCACCUGAGAGGAGGCUACGUUUACCCUACCCAGCAACCUGCUACCACAACGGUUCAGAGCCGCAAGAAUCCGAUGGGACUCAUAAUUGCCCCAAAUGACAAUGAUACAGCAUUUGGGGACUUGUUCUGGGAUGAUGGAGAAUCUACAGAUACGGUUGUGAAUAAAGCCUAUAUUCACCUUGAGUUUGUAUAUUCUAAUAGUGGGCUAAACGUAGUUACUGUACACAACAAUUACACUGAUUCAAACAACUUGAUAUUUGAAGAAAUCAAGGUACUGGGAGCACCCAAGGGAAUAACGGCAGUUACCGUAUCUCAGAACAACAUCGUGCAAAAUUUUCAGCUGAAUAUCACCUAUAAUUCUGUCGAAAAGCCCCUGCCAGCCAAACAUAGCACUGAAGACAUUAUAUUCUUGGGUUUAUUUUCCACUUUCCAUUUUCACUGGGAUUCGCAGCUGCCCACCUUCAUGUUCAGUGAGAUGUUCAUUCAGAUUUCUACCCACUUGGCAUCCCAGUGUAUAGAUAGAUUUAGAAAAGGUGAGCACACCAUGACUCAACGUAACAUGAGCUGGCACACCUUGGGAACAUUCACAAGGGACCAACCUCCUGCUCGUGCCACCGCGGCGCUGCCGGUCAAGGCAGGAGUGAAAUUGCUGACAGGCCAGGAAGGGACGUCGAUAGCUCUGCUGUCGGCCGCAUCUCCCGUGGUUUGGGCUUUAGCUUUGGCUCAGUCCUGGAGCAGAGAGCUGGCACCUCGAGUCACCAAACCUCAGCAAAAGCUCAAACUUGAGCAGUUCUAUACCCAACACACACUCUUUAAACUUGAAGUUUUAGCUGCAAUUUCCCAAGCAUUGUUGAAGAUGUUUGACCGUAUGAUGGAGUUCAGUCUCUUUAGAAUAUAUACAGGAGCAAAUAGCUGUGGCUUCUUCAAAGAUUUGGAGUAUGAGCUGGCUGCAGCUGGGUGCACAUUUUAUCCAUAUUUGAGGAAUCAGAAAGGAAAAAGGAGGGAAGACCCUGUUUCCUGGAACUCAGUGUCUGAGGAGAUUUCCAGGAAUGUGCUGCAUAUAAGAUGCACACGGUUUCCCAGACUCUACACAUUGAUGUUCAUGGAAGGCAGAAUGACCUGGAAAAUAUAUGAGCAGCUCCUCUGGGGACCUGCACUGCUCAUCAGCCCUGUGAUGCAACAGGACACUGUAAAGAUGAAUAAUUACUUACUUAAUGCCCACCAGUGUGAUUACUACACA
Molecule: messenger RNA, 3549 nt
Organism: Apaloderma vittatum (bar-tailed trogon)
Lineage: Eukaryota; Metazoa; Chordata; Aves; Trogoniformes; Trogonidae
Product: sucrase-isomaltase, intestinal-like
Exons: 32
Biological process (GO): carbohydrate metabolic process
Molecular function (GO): alpha-1,4-glucosidase activity; carbohydrate binding
Source: RefSeq, a predicted model, not a curated record